UUUUCCUUUUUUGUACAAUGGCGUUGCCACGCUUCAUUCGAUAACGUAGUGAUUACAUUCUCUUUGCAUUUGAUCUUACAAGUUUACUUUUAGUGUCGUACUAUUUAGUACCGCAAAAUGAUUCCUUCUACUUUUUUGAAGUCAGGUUACAAUGAAGCUACUACCUAGUCUAUUAUGUUUCUUAGUGAUACUCCACUGCUCCUAUGCUCCACCUGUGUCUCCAGACAAACCAAAGGAACAAGAUAGUGAGAUUAAAGAUGAUUUGGAGGAAUAUAUGGAGUACCAUAGGUACUUAAAGGAAGUUGUGCAGGCUUUGGAGAGCGACCCUGAUUUUAGGGAACGUUUGGAGAAGGCAGAUGAAGAAGAUGUUAGAUCUGGGAAAAUUGCAGAACAGCUGGACUUUGUAAACCACAAUGUAAGGACUAAACUUGAUGAGAUUAAGCGGCGUGAGUUGGAACGUUUACGUCAUCUAGCUACUAAGCAAUUUGAGAUAGACAACAAUUUGGAUACCACUGGCAAAGUUCCGACAAAUGAGCACUUGGAUCAUGCUAAUCCUAACACUUUCGAAAUUGAAGAUCUGAAGAAACUCAUUAAGAAGACUACAGCAGACCUGGAGGCUGCAGACAAGCAGAGGAAGGAACAGUUCAAGGAAUACGAAAUGCAAAAAGAAUUCGAGAAACAUCAAAAAAUGGAGAACAUGGAUGAACCACAGAAGAAGGAAUACAUGGACAAUCUUAAGAAGGAGGAGGAUGCAAAGAAACACCAUCAGCCGCAGCUUCGGCAUCCCGUGACGAGAGAACAAUUGUUAGAGAUUUGGAAAAACGCCGACAAAAUGGAUGCGAAAGAUUUCGACCCAAAGGUGUUUUUCAUGAUGCAUGAUGUGGACGGUAACGGUGUGUGGGACGCGGAUGAAGUGAAGGCCCUCUUUAUCAAAGAGUUGGACAAACUUUACGGUCCUGGUGGACCAAACAAGGACCUACACGAGCGAGCUGAAGAGAUGGAGCGCAUGCGCGAACACGUAUUUAAAGAAAACGAUAGGAACCGCGACGGAUUGAUCGAUUUCAACGAGUUCAUGUUGGAAACCCAGAAGUCUGAAUUCAACCAGGAUGAAGGCUGGAAAUCAAUUGACGAGAAUCAGAUUUACACCCAACAAGAGUACCAGGAAUUUGAAAGAAGGAGACUCGAAGAAUUGAGAUAUCUACAACAAAGAGGCUUGGUUGAUGCCCAUGGUCGUCCAAUCCCUGGAGCUGAACACCAGAUCCACCAGGCACAGAAACAAUUCCACCAGUUGUAUACUCAACAUCAACAACAGUACCUGCAAGGACAGUAUCCAGGACAACAGUUCCAUGGACAAGCACCACCUGGUUAUCCACAAGGGCAAAUGCCACCACAGUACCAACAAGCUCCUCAGGGCUAUCCUCAAGGACAAUUCCAACAGCAACCCGUGCAAGGUCAACAACCACCCCAACAAUUCCAAGGUCAGCAACCGCCUCAGGGACAUUAUCAAGGUCAACAACCACCUCAAGGACAAUACCAAGGUCAACAACCACCCCAACAAUUCCAAGGUCAACAACCGCCUCAGGGACAAUACCAAGGGCAACAACAGCCCCAGGGACAAUAUCAAGGGCAACAACCACCACAGGGUCAGUUCCAAGGCCAACAAGCGCCUCAAGGCCAGUAUCCCGGACAACCCCAACAAGGUCAGUUCCAAGGCCAACCACCGCAAGGACAGUACCAAGCUCCGCCGGCUCAGGCACAGCCCGGUCAGCAGCAGCAAGGUAAUAAUAACCAGGGGCAGGCACCGCCAGUUCAACAAGCACAGGCAGUGAAGACUGACCCUCAGACUCAAGGUCAAGUAUCACCCAAUCAAGGACAGCAAGGUCAACCAAUCAACCAAGCUCCAGCUCAACCCCAACAAGGUCAGCCCCCAGCUCAAGCGUCCCAGCAGGCGUCGUCAGUCCAUUAGUCAAGUCAAGUAUAAUAGUACAGGACGUUUUGACACCACUCACGGACUAUAGAUUUUAUUUUCUAUAUUUUAUAUUUUCCUAUUGUUUUCUGACUAUGUAUCUACUUUUCACUUGGUGCCAAAUUAAUCCACUCUUGUUCAAAAUUCAAAAAUAUCUUUAUUCAGUAGGUAACAUAGUUACACUUUGAAUCGUCAAUUUUUACAUAACGAACGUCUCAUCCGCCUAAAACUACUGCAGCUUCUCACAACCUGUAUAGCCGGGGAAAAGAAGCUGCAAGAAAAACCUCGGCACAGGGCCCUAGACGUUCUUUUUAAAAAAAAAAAAAAAUGUUAAUUUGUACAAUAUAUACUUUGACUAUUAAUUGUGUUCAAUUAUUGCGUAGAUAUUAUUUACGUAGUAUAUUCGAUGGAGAUUCUUUAAAUUAAAUUCCUUCAUAUCAGCAAA
Molecule: messenger RNA, 2411 nt
Organism: Pectinophora gossypiella (pink bollworm)
Lineage: Eukaryota; Metazoa; Arthropoda; Insecta; Lepidoptera; Gelechiidae
Gene: NUCB1
Product: nucleobindin-2
Exons: 10
Coding region: 152-1966 (604 amino acids)
Cellular component (GO): endoplasmic reticulum-Golgi intermediate compartment; extracellular exosome
Molecular function (GO): calcium ion binding
Source: RefSeq, a predicted model, not a curated record